UAUGGAUUAAGAUGUAAAAACUAUUUUCUAAAUUAGAUAUUAGGUUACUAUCUAAGUAUGAGACUUUUAUUAAGUGCUUACAUUCUGCUUGACACAUCAAAAGUAAUUUAUUUUGCAUUUUGCCUCUUUUAUUUCCUUUUUAGGACUCAUUUUUACUCAUAACCGUUGGCAUAUCUAACCAUAUUUGGAUAUUUGAUCUUGAUUAUACGAAGUAAUAAUUUGAAUUAAUAAAUAAGCUCUGUAUUUAAAGCAUAAAACACCAAACAUAGAAAAAUAUUAGAUUGCUCAAAUUUUUGAUUUCUUUUAAGAAUCCCUUCCUAUAUCUGUUUGUAUUAUCUAAGAUGAAUGUAUGAUAUGAAUUUAAUAUUAGAAUACAAGUUCAUGACUAAUUAAUUUAAAAUUGAUUAUUAUGGACUUACUCCUUAAAUUAUCAAGAAUAUUACAUCUAAAUCAAAUAAAGAAUGUCUAGGGACUUAUUUAAAUAAAAAAAAGUUUUAAAAAAAAAGAUAAUAUUAAUAUCACAGUAAAAAACGAUUUGAACAUUGUACUCUUGAAUCAUUCACUCCUACUUUGUAAGAAAAAGAAUAAAUUAAAAAUUACUUUCCAGCUGAUAUUGAUGUUCUUGAAGUUAUUUGGGAAUAAUAACCAGCCAUUAUGUUAAUAUUCUAAUCUUAAUAUGAAAAAUAAUAAUAAUAAUAAAUUGAAGAAUUAAAAUUAAGGGAUUAAUAUAAAGAUGAUCUUUUAGUAAGUGUGUCACAUGAUUUUAAGACUCCCAUUAAUGGAAUUGUUGCUAUUGUUUAAUAUUUAGAAUAGUAUUUAUAUUAAUAAUUUCUAUAGAAUAGUAGUUGAUUAAAUCGAAAUUAAUUAUUUAAUUAUAUUAAAAAAAUGGGCUUAAUUAUUGUUGUAUAUGAUUAGUGAUAUAUUGGAUUUUUCUAGAAUUCAAAAGAACACUUUAAGAUUAACUAAUACAACUUUCUAUAUCUAAGCAAUAGUCUAAGAAAUUAUUGAUUUAGUAUCCUUAUAAGCAAAUCAAAAGGGUAUUAUUGUUUAAAAAAAGAUUACAUUUGGAGAUAGAUUGAUGUAUUCUGAUCCUAAUCGAAUUAAAUAAAUUUUAUUGAAUCUUCUAAGCAAUUCUUUAAAAUUUACAGAAAAAGGUAAAAUAGAUAUUGUUGUUGAUUAUAAAAAUAGUGAAAUUGAAAAUUAAUAAGUUAGACUAAUUACAAUAAGUGUUUCAGAUACAGGAGUAGGUAUACCUGAUAAUAUUAAACCUAAAUUAUUUUAAAUGUAUGGAACAUUUGAUUUUACUAAUAAUGGUUCAAAUAAACAUGGUAUAGGAUUGGGGUUAGUUAUUUGUAAAAAAUUAGUAGGAUUAUUAGGACCAACUGAUAAUAUUGAAUUAAUAAGUCAAGUUGGAAUUGGUUCUAAAUUUAGUUUUGAUGUUUACAUUAAUAAUGAUUAAAGAAAUUUGACAACAAUUACUAAUUCAAAAGAAAUGACUACUUUUUAUAAAUAAGAUACAAAAUAAAUGUCAUAUGAUUAAAAUUCUGCUAAUUAAUUAUUAACAUCAUAAUUCACUAUUUUUAAUUAAUCUCUUUUAGCACCUUCUUUACAAAAUUAAAAAAAAUUAAAUAAAAAAACUAUAUCAACUCUUUAAGAAAUUCAAGAUAAAAAAUUAUCUAAUUCUAUAUAUUAAUUAAGAAAGGUUUAGAGAAAAAAAACUUAAAAAAAAUCUUUGAUAAAACGUGAAAAUUAAGCAGGAUUAUUUAAUUUAUGCAGUGUAGAAGAUUCUGAUCAUUCUAAAUCAAAAAAUAUAGAAUAAUAUCUAGAAUUAAGUAGUGAAAUAACACAUGCUAAAUAAAUUUAUAAAAUUAAUAAAUAAGUAGAUAAUAAUAGUCCCUUAAAUACACCAGGAUAUCAUAUUGAUAGUACAGAAUCACCAGCAAUCUAAAAUAGAUAAAGGAAACCUUUACAAAUAACAGAAUCUAUAGAUGAAAUGAUGAGAAUGCUUUUUCCAGACCCUUGUACUAUUUUAGUUGUUGAUGAUUCACCUGUUAAUGUAAUUGCAUUUAGAUUAAUUUUAACAAAAUAUGAUUUUAUUACAGUUGAAGAAGCUUAUAAUGGAGAAUAAGCAAUUUAAAAAAUAAAAUUAGGUAUGAUGAAUGAUCAAAGAUAUUAAUAUAUAUUUAUGGAUUUGACCAUGCCAAUUAUGAAUGGAUAUGAAGCUACAGAAUAGAUUCGAUUGUUGGUAUUGAUAUUAUAUAAUCAAGUAUAGGAAACCAACAAUCUCCUUCCAAAAAGUUAUAUUAUUGCAUUAACUGGAUAUGAUGAUUUGAAAGAAAAAGAGAAAUGCCAAUAAAAAGGGUUUGAUGCUUUUGUAUCAAAACCAAUCAAAAUUAUAGAUAUAAUCUCUGUAAUUAAUGAAGUCAAAAAUUCAAAGGAACCAUAAAUUUGA
This is a messenger RNA of Paramecium pentaurelia, 2452 nucleotides long. The record is from the annotation of a GenBank genome assembly. Lineage: Eukaryota; Ciliophora; Oligohymenophorea; Peniculida; Parameciidae.